AUGAAUAAUUAUUCCUUAACUGGAACCUCUACCAGUAUUGUAGCUGCACGCAUAUCGUUCACCUUCAAUCUUCUUGGGCCUGCUAUGGCUUUAGAUACAGCCUGUUCAUCAUCUUUAUUAGCUAUUCAUCUUGCUGCUCAAGCUCUAAGAGAAGGUGAUUGUGACAUGGCCUUAGCAGGGGGAGUUAACUCAUUGAUGUCUCCUAGUAUAUUUGUUCAACUCAGUAAAGCCAGGAUGGCAUCCCCUACUGGAUAUUGUCAGGCUUUUUCCUCUAAAGCUGAUGGUUAUGCAAGAGGUGAAGGUGCAGGGAUAAUUCUUUUAAAACGACUGAAGGACGCAGAACGUGAUAACGAUCCAAUAUGGGGGACAAUUAUGACAGGGUGUAACCAGGACGGCCACACUGUGACGCCCAUGACAGCCCCCUCAGGAAGUCAACAAUUCCAAUUAUUGAAAACAGUUUAUAGCAGAUAUAAUAUUGAUCCUGAUCGACUGGAAUACAUAGAAGCUCACGGUAUGUAG
This is a messenger RNA of Patella vulgata (common limpet), 519 nucleotides long. RefSeq names its product phenolphthiocerol/phthiocerol polyketide synthase subunit A-like. The transcript is spliced from 3 exons. The coding region runs from base 1 to 519 and encodes 172 amino acids. Gene Ontology annotation, molecular function: 3-oxoacyl-[acyl-carrier-protein] synthase activity; fatty acid synthase activity. Lineage: Eukaryota; Metazoa; Mollusca; Gastropoda; Patellidae. Gene Ontology annotation, biological process: fatty acid biosynthetic process. The record is from RefSeq and is a predicted model, not a curated record.